AUGGCGCCUGCGGCCAUAGCAUUGCUCGCUGAUCAGUUGGUCACCACUGUAGCAAGGGUUCCCCCCAGCCAGAAUGAAUCUACUCGCGUCAAAGGCUUGAAACGUCGCGUGGAGGGAUCUUUACGACCUGGUGCUCACGUGCGCACAAAUCAGUUCGAAGUCUCUCGUCAGAUUGAUGGCCUGCAGGAGAAGUUCCAGGUCCUCAACCGAGACGAUUUAGCUGAGGCUUUCAGGGAUCGGCUUGGCGAGCUAGACGGCUGUCGCAACCCAUGGACCCCAGAGUUGCUGAGCUUACUCCUGCAACUGUCCGAUCGCCCGGCUCAGUUUGCGAAGAUUGAACCGCCAAAGGUAUCCACUAAGACAGUCGAGGCAGGGAAACUGACUUGGACUGAUCUAGAUUCCCAUGGAGCUGCAUAUAGCGAUGAAGAUAUCUGGGAAGAAAUCGAUUUUGGUGCCGGUUCAUCUGACGAAGAAAUCGCUUCUGUUCGAACUGAUGAGUCUCUUCCGAAAAUAUCACCACGUACACCGAAAACUCGAGAAGAGGACUAUGAGAUACCGGCAGACGUCUUCAUCCCGGAGACUGAUGAGCAGCUGAUUGCAUCCAUUGAGCAAGCGCAAUUCUGGAAAGCUGAGAAUUACGCCAAGGCACCACACGCUAAAGGAAACGAGGUUGCGUCUCGGGUCAUUUCAGAGCUACAACUGGCUAGAGAAACAAUUUUCAUGCUCCGCGGCUUGCCAACUUCGAUUUUCUGGCGCCUGGAUCAAAGAAUCGAAGUUGAUCAUCGUUUCACCAUUGCGCACUCCUCUACAGAAGCAAUCUCUGCACUUCUGUCUUCAUUUACGGAGAUCGGCGCCAAAGUUGACACGGUCCGUCAAUUCACGGCGUCUCCUCAAACAAUACCUUACAUGCAGACGUUUCGUUGGGGUCUCGAAGAGCGUUUGCGAGCAUUUGACGGCAUGCUUUCUCAAAAUGAAUGCUCCUACCUUUCUCCUGGAUCAACUGUCAGUGUCCUUCGUCUUUUCGACGAUACAUCUCGUUCAGGUGGCCGACCUGGUCUCUUCCUGGGGCAGGACGGUAAACCAAUGCGGUGUCUCGAUCUACUCUAUGACUUCGUUUGUAUGUUGGAAGCUCUGGGGGACACGAGCGGAUUUGAGGUCUUUGCCGCUCUUUUCUUCUCUUGCUUCAAAACAUACGCUCGAUCUAUCCAACUUUGGAUGGAAAAUGGUCAUGUUGAUCCUCUCGACAGUGCCUUCUUUGUGCACAAAUUGCAAGGUAGUGGGGACCUGCGUACUCUUUGGCAUGACUGGUACGCUCUUUAUGAAGGGGUCCAACACCAAAACAUACCUCGCUUCCUUGAGCCCGUUGUCAACAGAAUCUUUACCACAGGCAAGAGCAUGGUUUUCCUGCAUCACUUGAAUGCUCUUCCAGACGGCCCUGGGCCUUCCGAGAAUUCGGAGACGAUAUUCCGAAAUGUUUCCCAUCCCGAAACACUGUCAUCUAUUCCUCUUCCCUUCUCCGCGCUAGUCGAAUCGUCUUUAGAGAAGCUGAUCGACGCGAACCACGCCGUCAGCGCUCGCAGGCUGCGAACCGAACUCGACGAGCAAUGCGGUCUUUGGAAUUCAAUCGACGCCUUGGAGUAUGUUUACCUUGGCAGAGAUUCGAGCAUCCUUGGAUUGAUUGACUCUAAGAUCUUUGAACUCAUGGACCGUGGGCGAGACUGGGAUGACAAAUUCCUCCUGACAGAAUUACUCAGAUCCACGUUCAGUGUCAUAGCAUCCUUCGACCAGUCAAGACUGGUUGUACGAACAGAUGGCCUAUCAAGCAGUACGGAGCCUCCAAGCAGAUCUGUGCGCACCCUCGAAUCAACAUCAAUCGACUAUGUUCUCCCCUGGCCUGUUGCAAAUAUUUUCCCUAAGAGCGCAACCCAGUCAUAUCAACGCAUCUCGAAAUUCUUAAUGCAAAUCCGCCGCGCAAAAUACGCCCUUUUAUUUCGACCAGAGAGACAGGCUUUCCGCUUGUCACUCUCCCAGGCCGAGGAUGUUGAUGCUAUGAUUGCAGCUCACGAGUCUUAUCUAGCCUCGCUAGAGGACCAACUCCUCCUAUCACCAGGUCUGUCACCAAUUCACGAGGCAGUAAUCAAUAUCUUGGAUCUUUGCAUCCACUUUGCAGACUUGCAAGCCGCACACGCCUUCGAAGCAGCAGCCCCCGAAGACGGAAUAUCCGACUCUCGCUUCAUAUCUCGAACGUCCCGGCGAGGGCAAAACGAAGAUUCUGAUUCAGAUGAAGACGAUGAUCCUCUGGAUCAGGAGCAUACCCUUACCAUAUCCUUCCGUGACGAUCCCUACGAAUUGCGAAUGAGGAAUGUGAAAGUUAGAUUUGACCAUCUGAUCAGUUUCGUUGCUGAUGGGCUGAAGGGAAUUGCUCGAGCAGAUGGAUUGCCUAGCUGGAAUAUUUUGGCAGAGAGGCUGGAGUGGAGAAAAGCUUUGGUGAAAUUCUGA
This is a messenger RNA of Penicillium chermesinum, 2499 nucleotides long. RefSeq lists its product as uncharacterized. The transcript has 4 exons. NCBI's taxonomy places the organism in Eukaryota, Fungi, Ascomycota, Eurotiomycetes, Eurotiales, Aspergillaceae. The record is from RefSeq and is a predicted model, not a curated record. Gene Ontology annotation, cellular component: equatorial microtubule organizing center; spindle pole; centrosome. Gene Ontology annotation, molecular function: gamma-tubulin binding; microtubule minus-end binding. Bases 1 to 2499 code for a protein of 832 amino acids. Gene Ontology annotation, biological process: cytoplasmic microtubule organization; spindle assembly; mitotic cell cycle.